Nomia melanderi (Alkali bee) is the source of this 2425-nucleotide messenger RNA. RefSeq names its product dnaJ homolog subfamily C member 9. Gene Ontology annotation, cellular component: cytoplasm; nucleus. Gene Ontology annotation, molecular function: heat shock protein binding. Lineage: Eukaryota; Metazoa; Arthropoda; Insecta; Hymenoptera; Halictidae. The record is from RefSeq and is a predicted model, not a curated record.
CUUCAUGAUUGGAAGUAGUAGGAGGUGGACUAGUAGUACGAAGAUCAGAGAAGGGGGAGUACUAGUAAAUAAGUAAAGAGGGAACGCAAGAGCGAGUUCAGUCUAAAGAACAAUUAGGCCGGUUCUAACCUGCUGCUAGAGGCAUACAAAUUUUCGGCUAAAAUCCCUUCCACAAUGAUCGUGAACUAUUAAAUCAUCGUACGUCACGCUACAGAAUAAUGAAACGUGUCUUCUGUCACGACAGUAAUCACCAAACUUCGCAGACAACCGUAUAAUAAAGAAAAAAAAUAUAUAAAGACAAUCUUAUAAAACGGUACUUAAAAUGGGUGGUAUAAUCGGAUUGUUAUUAUUGACUUUUCUGUGUUCAAGUGUCAAAACAGUGCGAGGCGAGUGCAGGCAAGUGAAAAACGACGAUCUGAUCGAAUAUUCAUGCGUAAACGGACAACUGUCCGACCUGGACAGCCUUCCGGCGUCGACGGGGAAAAUUAGAAUCUCAAACAUGCCAAUCUAUCGGAUAACAAAGGAUACAUUUUCAAAAUUCGGUUCCGAUCUCUGGGUCCUCGGCUGCUCUCACUGCGCAAUAAGAGAUAUUGAACCGGGCGCUUUCCAACAUCUAGACAACCUUCAACAACUAAGCUUAGACAACAAUUACCUGCCCAGCAUCAAGGAAUCCUGGUUUAGGGGUCUGAAUUAUUUAACGUACUUGGACCUAAAUUACAACAACAUACAAACCAUCGAAGACGGCGUGUUCAGAACCCUGCCAAGCCUGGUCGAUCUAAGGCUUUCCGGUAACCGUCUAGAGUGUCUGAACCUACGAGACAUGUCUAAUCUGAAAGAGCUCAAGAGAAUCUUCUUAACCGAGAACUCAGAAUUCAAGUGUCCCAAUGCGGUGAGCGCGUAUCUGACGAGUCACGGAGUGAGCUUCGAGAAAGAUACUGAGUGGAGCAAGAUUCCCGAGGACGAGGUCUAUCAGAAUGGUUACUCAGACGAUUAUGACGACUACUACGACACUACCACUACUACAGUUAUGCCUACAUUCCGCGAAAGACUACAUCUAACAACGACAACGACAGCACCACCAGAAACUACCCCACCGUACCUACCACCAAGGUUCCAGACGACCGAAGACGUUAUUUAUCAUCCAGACCCGAGAGUUAUACACUGGAGAACAACACCGAAGCCAACAACAACGCCAGAACCAGCAACAACACCAAAGCCACCAAUGACAACCCCCCGCGCGGAAGAGACAUACUACAGGGAAGUGUUACCCUACGAAGAAGAGACAUUCUACAAGGAAGAGUCACCCUACGAGGAACAGGACAUCAGACCUUAUACUCCACCUAGGACCAUCGCUCCCCUGGAAUCAGACAGGAAUUCCCAGAUGACAGACGGCACGCAGCUGAGCGUUGACGAGGCGACCUUGAGAUCUUGGCCCAUACUCCCUGAACCAACUAAUGUCAGGCCUGAAUACUCGCCUAACCCACCCUACGGGAAUGAGAACAGACAUAACGAAGGUUCAUCUGAUUCGGGCGAACCUCCAUUACCGUUGGCAGCUGGCCCAGUUGACGGUCAUGAAACACCAUCUUUCGUGGAAUCUAAUGUGGGGCGCACCACCGAAUCGCAGACAAGUAAUCAGCAGCAGAUGUACCUGCCCGUUAACAGUGGGGGUUAUCCAGUUAUCACCAAUUCCCCAAGUAUCUUGGAGCCGAUGCAAUCACGGGGUCCCGACGCGCGACCUCCAGUAAUACAUAAUAAUCCAGUAAUAAUUCAACCGCCCUCGCCGGAUAACAGUUAUCAGACGCCCUAUUACGAGUACCCCGUGACCGUGCACCCGCCGCCACCUGUCUACUAUCCUGUAGCUCACAUGGACGGAACAAUGACGACCACCGACAAACCGUUACCUGAUUGUCCGAGCUCGUCGUCGCCGAUACAGCGAUCCGUUGAAUUGAUCGUUCUCUCGAUUCUGAUGGUAUUCGUCAGGAAUGCCUUUGUGGAGGGAUUUUAGCUAAAAAUUGUAACCGAUGUUAAGUAGUAAUUUUUGUAACCGAGAAUGAAUCGCCAGCGUGAACCUGUGCGGGCAUUUACGUUCGUCAUCUGUCGUUUUAAUGUUAUUCAUGGGACAUUGAGGACGAUCUCUAUUAAACGAUUAAUCAUAAGGAUUGGACUCGGUAAUUGGUGUGCAGCUGGAUUCUGCGUUUUCUCUUCGGACGGAACCAAUCUACGAUCAAUGGGGGAUUGGUUCUAAUGGAUACCGUAGAGCCUGCAGUGAUGAUAGUUGGGCAAAGGAAGCAAAAGAAGCCGAACGUCUAGAAAAAAUGCUGAAGAUUGAAAACGAAGAAAACGCAGCUGCAAACAACUUAGCGCUGGCGAUUCAGAGUCGCAACGAGGCUCGAGCGAGUCAAUCCGACAAAUUCUUCGACGCACU